GAGGGAAAGGAUAGAUAGAUAGAGGGAGGGAGAAAAUGUAUUGAGGAGUAAGACGGGGAGUAUCGUUGACAUCAACCAGCAGUGUUUAAAGCUACCCGACCGGAGAUGGUCCCCCUACACAUGAGCGCAGAGUAGCGGUCCUGUAGGGCUUCUGAGGAGGCGAGAGGAAAGCUUGCGUUCCCUGACGAAAAGUAAAACCUUUCUGAGGAGCUCAGCUGUCAAAUGGGAUUAUUAUUUCUGUCCGGGGUUCAAGGGAAACUGCCAGCUGAAAAUCCAUCCACAUGAAUUUAUCAGACCAAAAAGAAGACGGAACACUCACUUUCCCUAUUAAGGUCCACUGGAUGGUCACACUGAGAAUUCCACAGAGCAGGCCAUGAUGCCUCAGCCAGGGCUGUAGGGAACACCCAGGGAGUGCCAAGCCCUGCUGAGGGAAGUUUCCCCCACCCCAUCCCCACCUCCACCCCAUAUCGCAGGAGGUACCAUGGUUCCCCCCAGGCCAGGUGGAACUGUAGCCCAGUCCAGGGCGACUCGUCCUGGGUACGGACUCUGCUUGUACCCCCCUUGUCUGCUGCUGCCACUGCUGGUGCUCACAUCCCUGCCCAACCUGUCUGGGGCGGUGGCGGCACCCAAGUUCACCAAGAUCCCCGGGGACCAGAUCGGGGUAUCGGGGGGUGUUGCCUCGUUUGUGUGCCAGGCGUCAGGUGACCCCAAACCCAUGGUCAACUGGAACAAGAAGGGCAAGAAGGUCAACUCCCAACGCAUAGAGACAAUAGAGUUUGAUGAUGGAGCGGGGGCCGUACUGAGGAUCCAGCCUCUCAGGGCCCCCCGAGAUGAGAAUGUCUAUGAGUGUGUGGCCCGCAACAGUGAGGGAGAUGUGGCCACCACUGCCAAGCUGGCCAUCAUACGAGAGGACCUGUUGCCAUUUGGUUUCCCCAGCAUUGACAUGGGUCCUCAGCUGAAGGUGGUGGAGAGGACCAGGACGGCCACCAUGCUGUGUGCUGCCAGUGGCAUCCCUGACCCAGAGAUCUCCUGGUUCAAAGACUUCCUCCCUGUAGAGCCCAGCUCCAGCCAGGGACGCAUUAAACAGCUGCGCUCAGGUGCCCUCCAGAUAGAGAACAGUGAGGAGUUAGACCAGGGAAAGUAUGAGUGUGUGGCCACUAACUCUCAGGGAGUGCGUUACUCUUCCCCGGCCAACCUGUAUGUACGAGAGCAACGAGAAGGAUCAACAGACAAAUUGCGUCGUGUGCCUCCUCGUUUCUCCAUCCUGCCCUCCAACCAUGAGAUCAUGCCCAGCGGCAGCAUCAACAUCACCUGUGUGGCGGUGGGUUCACCCAUGCCCUACGUCAAAUGGAUGCUGGGUAGUGAGGACCUGACACCCGAGGACGAGAUGCCGGUGGGGCGGAACGUUCUGGAGCUCAACGGAAUCAGGGAGUCGGCCAACUACACCUGUGUGGCCAUGAGCAGUCUGGGGGUUAUAGAGGCCACUGCACAGGUGUCAGUUAAGACUCUUCCCAAGCCUCCCGGUACCCCCAUCGUCACGGAGACGACUGCCACCAGCGUCACCAUCACCUGGGACUCCGGUAACCCCGACCCGGUGUCCUAUUACAUCAUCCAGUACCGGGCCAAGGCACCAGACAGCAAGUACGAGACGGUGGACAGUAUCACCACCACCAGGUACAGCAUUGGAGGGCUCUACCCCAACACGGAGUAUGAGAUCAGGGUGUCAGCCGUCAACAGCAUCGGCCAGGGACCCUCGUCCACCCGGGUGGAGGCCAGGACAGGGGAGCAGGCCCCGGCUAGCCCCCCCAGGAACGUCCAGGCCAGGAUCAUCUCCAAGAACACUGUCAUGGUCCGCUGGGAGGAACCAGAGGAGCCCAAUGGACAGGUGAAAGGUUACCGGGUGUACUACACCAUGGACCCAUCUCAGCCCAUGAGUCUGUGGCAGAUCCAUAAUGUUCAGGACAGCACCAUCACCUCCAUCCAGAGCCUGGUACCCUCUGAAACAUACACUGUCAGAGUCCUGGCCUUUACAUCUGUGGGAGACGGACCCUUCUCAGAUCCUGUCCAUGUCAAAGUGCUGCCCGGAGUUCCAGGGCAGCCAGGAAAGUUCAAGGUGGGCAAGGUGACGGAGACCAGUAUAGAGCUGACCUGGGAACCGUCCUACAUCAAGGAGGGCAUCGUCAACUACGAACUGCUCUACAAACCUGUCAAGUUCGGCAGCCUGGAGAAGUUGACGUUUGGGCCCAGGGCUUCGUACACAGUGGAGGGUCUGAGGGCUAACACGGAGUACUCCUUCUCCCUGGCUGCCAUUUCUAACAAAGGCAUCGGAGCCUUUACCAACGAGCUGGUCCAGAGGACAGCACAAGCCAAUGUCCCGAGGAAUUUCUCAGUGAACUUGGCGACCAAGACGAGUGUUCUCCUGACCUGGGAGUUCCCUGAGAGCCCCUACCCCUACCACUUCACUGUGGAGUAUAACCGCCAGAAGAUGGAGGUGGAUGCCAAGCUGAGGAAAGCAGUGAUCCCCAACUUGCAGCCAGAUACCGACUAUGACUUCAAGAUCACCUCCUCUGAGGGCAACAUGGGCGGGCUGAGGCACCGCAUCCACGCCAAGACCUCUCCACCAAUUGCCAUCCGCCGUCCGGAGAUUGACCACACCCGUGACACGGAGACCACCAUCACCAUAAUCCUGCCCUCGCUGGAGAAUCGCAUCCCUGUCAAGAACCUGUAUGUGGUGGUAGUUCCUCUGAGGAGGGCGAGGGGGGUCAUUAGACAUCUCAAGAGCCCAGACGAGAUGGACUUGGAGGAGUUGUUGAAGGACAGCAGUCAGAGACAGAGGGAAUCUAGACAGCAGAAACAGGUAGACCUGCGCAGAGCCUACAUCUCAGCCCUCUUCACCCCUGCUACUCUGCCAGCCUUCUUCACUCUGGGGGACCAGCUGGACUAUGGAGGCUUUGAGAACCGCGCUCUAGAACCAGGACAGGAGUACGUGUUCUUCAUCUUGGCAGAACUCAAUGGCACCACAGUGAAGAUGUAUGCGGACAGUCCGUACACAGAGCCAGUGAUCGCUCCGGACUCAGACCCCCAGCCCCUGGAUGCGGGGGAUGGUCUGAUCUGGGUGGUGGGACCCGUCCUGGCUGUAGUCUUCAUCAUCUGCAUCGUCAUCGCCAUCCUGCUCUACAAGAACAACAAGCCAGACAGCAAGAGGAAGGACUCCGAGCCAGGCACCAAGAGCCUUCUGUGUAAUGCUGAGAUGAUGGCCCACCACCCCACAGACCCUGUUGAGAUGAGACGCAUCAACUUCCAGACCCCUGGUAUGAUGAGCCACCCUCCCAUUCCCAUCACAGAGCUGGCUGAACACACAGAGAUACUCAAGGCCAAUGAUAGCCUGCGUCUGUCUCAGGAGUACGAGUCCAUCGACCCCAGUCAGCAGUUCACCUGGGAGCACUCCAACCUGGAGGUGAACAAGCCCAAGAACCGUUAUGCUAACGUCAUCGCCUAUGACCACACCCGCGUCGUCCUCGCCCCCAUAGAAGGUUCAAGUCCAGGUAUCCUGGGCAGUGACUACAUCAAUGCUAACUACAUAGACGGCUACAGGAAGCAGAAUGCCUACAUCGCCACACAGGGCCCGCUGGCAGAGACAUUCGGGGACUUCUGGAGGAUGGUGUGGGAACAGAGAGCAGCCUCUGUGGUCAUGAUGACCAGACUGGAGGAGAAGUCACGGAUAAAGUGUGACCAGUACUGGCCAAGCCGGGGUACAGAGACCUAUGGGAUGACUCAGGUCACCAUACUGGACACUAUGGAACUAGCCACAUUCUGCGUGCGCACCUUCUCCCUGCAGAAGAAUGGUUGUAAUGAGCGGAGGGAGGUACGUCAGUUCCAGUUCACUGCCUGGCCAGACCACGGUGUACCAGAGUACCCCACUCCGUUCCUGGCCUUCCUACGCAGGGUUAAAGCCUGCAACCCCCCUGACGCUGGUCCUGUCAUCGCACACUGCAGUGCGGGCGUGGGUCGUACCGGUUGCUUCAUCGUGAUCGACGCCAUGCUGGAACGGAUCAGACAUGAGCGCACGGCCGACAUCUAUGGUCAUGUGACUCUGAUGAGGUCACAGCGGAACUACAUGGUGCAGACGGAAGACCAGUACGGCUUCAUCCACGAGGCGCUGCUGGAAGCAGUGGCUUGUGGGAACACGGAGGUGGCGGCCCGGAGUCUGUUCUCCUACAUGCAGAAGCUGGGCAAGGUGGAGAGUGGAGAGCACGUCACUGGCAUGGAGCUGGAGUUCAAGGAACGUGUUUCUGUGGGGGGGAAACUCAAUCCCCCCCUUCACCCCUCCCCCUCCCCCCAGCGUCUGGCCAACACCAAAGCCCACACGUCUCGGUUUGUCAGUGCCAACCUGCCAUGUAACAAGUUUAAGAACCGCCUGGUCAACAUCAUGCCCUAUGAGACCACCCGCGUCUGUCUGCAGCCAAUCCGAGGUCUGGAAGGAUCAGAUUACAUCAAUGCCAGCUACAUUGAUGGAUACAGGCAGCAAAGAGGUUACAUGGCCACCCAGGGCCCACUGGCUGAGACCACAGAGGACUUCUGGAGGAUGCUGUGGGAACACAACUCUACCAUCGUGGUCAUGCUCACUAAACUGAGAGAGAUGGGACGGGAGAAGUGCCAUCAGUACUGGCCCGCAGAGCGGUCUGCUCGGUACCAGUACUUUGUAGUGGAUCCCAUGGCUGAAUACAACAUGCCUCAGUAUAUCCUCAGAGAGUUUAAGGUCACCGAUGCAAGGGAUGGCCAAUCACGGACAGUUCGUCAGUUCCAGUUCACCGAUUGGCCAGAGCAGGGAGUUCCUAAAUCUGGUGAGGGCUUCAUCGACUUCAUUGGCCAGGUGCACAAAACCAAGGAGCAGUUUGGACAGGACGGCCCAAUCAGUGUCCACUGCAGUGCGGGUGUGGGGAGGACCGGAGUCUUCAUCACUCUGAGUAUCGUUCUGGAGAGGAUGCGUUACGAGGGAGCUGUGGACAUCUUCCAGACUGUCAAGAUGCUGAGGACACAACGCCCUGCCAUGGUACAGACGGAGGAUGAGUACCAGUUCUCCUACCAGGCUACCCUGGAGUACCUGGGGAGUUUUGACCACUAUGCAACCUAAGAGAGGAGAGGAACUGUCAUCCCUCCAUCCUUCUGUUCAGAUAGAGGUCCACAGAGACGAGGAACAACGAAAGAGAGGCGCAGACUGGAAAACGACUAAACAAUUAACCUUAUAUCCCAUUGGAGGGGCGACGCUACUAACAAGGAGUAAUUAUACAAGAACAACAACAGCAACAUACAAAACAACAACAACAACAUACAAAACAACAACAACAACUAGACAAAUGUCAAAUAAAACCUGUACUCUCAGGAAAGACCUGCAAAGGAUGUGUUGGGAGUCAGAGACAGACUAUUACAUGUGUAAUCCUGCAUAUUCUUCUUACCUCAGUGUUUUAUAAAACCUGUGUGUUGUGGUCAGCUAUUUCAAAAACAAAACCAGUGAUGUAUAAAAGGACAACAAAAAGCCUGGAUAUCUGCUGCACCUUAAAUGGGUUUUCUAUCUUGUCUUUCUAUCUGUGGGUUUAGUGUACGAGGGGGGAACACUUCCACGUGUCUGUGGGUUUAGUGUACGAGGGGGAACACUUCCACGUGUCUGUGGGUUUAGUGUACGAGGGGGGAACACUUCCACGUGUCUGUGGGUUUAGUGUACGAGGGGGAACACUUCCACGUGUCUGUGGGUUUAGUGUACACAGGGGGAACACUUCCAUGUGUCUGUGGGUUUAUUGUACAAGGGGGAACACUUCCAUGUGUCUGUGGGUUUAGUGUACAAGGGGGAACACUUCCACGUGUCUGUGGGUUUAGUGUACACAGGGGGAACACUUCCACGUGUCUGUGGGUUUAGUGUACGAGGGGGAACACUUCCACGUGUCUGUGGGUUUAGUGUACACAGGGGGAACACUUCCACGUGUCUGUGGGUUUAGUGUACACAGGGGGAACACUUCCACGUGUCUGUGGGUUUAGUGUACGAGGGGG
Oncorhynchus tshawytscha (Chinook salmon) is the source of this 6045-nucleotide messenger RNA. RefSeq names its product receptor-type tyrosine-protein phosphatase S. Gene Ontology annotation, molecular function: protein tyrosine phosphatase activity; protein binding. The transcript has 33 exons. NCBI's taxonomy places the organism in Eukaryota, Metazoa, Chordata, Actinopteri, Salmoniformes, Salmonidae. Gene Ontology annotation, biological process: protein dephosphorylation. The record is from RefSeq and is a predicted model, not a curated record. Bases 482 to 5134 code for a protein of 1550 amino acids.